Molecule: messenger RNA, 471 nt
Organism: Trichoderma virens Gv29-8
Lineage: Eukaryota; Fungi; Ascomycota; Sordariomycetes; Hypocreales; Hypocreaceae
Exons: 2
Molecular function (GO): protein binding
Source: RefSeq, a predicted model, not a curated record
AUGGACUCUCUUCCUUUCGAGCUCGUCUCCCAAAUCCUCCAGAACCUCCCCCAAGGCGACUACAAAUCCGCCCGCCUCACCUGCCAAGCCUUCAACGCCGCCCUCGCAAAACCAACAUUCACAACCCUCGCCACAUUCAUCGACCCCGCCAUCGCCCAGGAAACCAUCGAGAAGAUGGCCGCCGACCUCAGCCGCCGCCCCAAGGCAAUCUGGUCCCCCGGCUGCUCCGUCCCCAAGGGCCUUCCCGUCCCGGAAAGCUUCCUCUUCGCAAUGCACGUUGCGCUCCGCGGCACGCCUGAAGAGAGCGACGUGGGCUCCGAGAUGAGCGUCACGGCUAGGGACUUUGGACGUAGUAUUGGUAUGGAUGAGCUCACAGAGGAGACGCUACGGCAGGCGCUGUUUCGCUAUUCAUUGUAUUUGAGUUAUAUCUAUAGCGGAGAAGGCGAGGCGCCGCAGUUGUGGGUUAUGAAU